This is a messenger RNA of Didymella exigua CBS 183.55, 949 nucleotides long. RefSeq lists its product as uncharacterized. The coding region runs from base 17 to 715 and encodes 232 amino acids. The transcript has a single exon. Lineage: Eukaryota; Fungi; Ascomycota; Dothideomycetes; Pleosporales; Didymellaceae. The record is from RefSeq and is a predicted model, not a curated record.
CUUCUGAACGUUCAUAAUGAGGUUCAACGCUGUCAUCGCCGCCACCAUCCUGACUGCCAUCGUCUCCGGUGCUGCCAUCGCCAAACCUGCCCCCCAGGCAACCGCAGUCGCUGAGGCCACUUCCGACGGUCCUUCCACUGAGGACAUUGCCAACCUCCUCAAGGAUGUCUACUAUGCCGGGGAGGGUGAGGAGGAGGAUGACACCGUGGAAAAGCGCGAUGCUGAGGCCAAUGCUGGCAACUGGGUAAUCAGCCCAAAAUACCGCCCUGUCGGUCUUCCUAUCGGUAAGCGUGACGCUGAGGCUCAAUGGGUCGUAUCUCCUACGUGGCGCCCUGUCGGUCUUCCUGUAGGAAAGCGCGAUGCUGAGGCCGAUGCUGGCAACUGGGUAAUCAGCUCGAAUUACCGCCCUGUCGGUCUUCCUAUCGGUAAGCGUGAUGCUAAAGCUGAGGCUGAGGCUGAUGCUGGCAACUGGGUAAUCAGCCCGAAAUACCGCCCUGUCGGUCUUCCUAUCGGUAAGCGUGAUGCUGAAGCUGAGGCUGAGGCUGAGGCUGAGGCUGAUGCCGGCAACUGGGUGAUCAGCCCAAAAUACCGCCCCGUGGGCCUUCCCAUUGGCAAGCGUGACGCUGAAGCUGAGGCCGAUGCUGGCAACUGGGUACUCAGCCCGAAAUACCGCCCCGUGGGCCUUCCCAUCGGCAAGCGUGACGCUGAGCAGUAAACGUAUCACCGAAAUCGACCAUCACGAGCUUUGACACGGACGCAUCGAACGCAUCACAACUCUUCACUUUGCGACACUCGACGGACUCGGCAAAAAUACGACUGGAUAUUGCAUUUUGUACAUAUCAGCCCUUAAAGAACAUACCAAGACCAGCACGCGGCGGGCAUAUUUCCUCUGGUGCCUUUGCAGGGCAGGUCGGUUCUCGCAUCGGACGGGAUCUGUACGAAUGAUGUU